GGAAUGUUAUCAUGGGAAGGCCACCCAGGUAUGGUUCCUCUUCUUCAGUGCUACAUUGGAACAGCUUCUUCACCAUUGAGUUACCCAUCACCUGACAGACCCCAUAAAACAACCAGCUCAUUGAGAAAAUGGUUUGAAACUUUGGUAGGUGCAGUAGAAGGCAUGUCAUAAAGUUUAGGGUGGAAGCCCUUGAGUUGAACUAUUUCUAGAGGUGAGGAAAGGGGGUGUAUCUUUUGUGGGCAGGAAACUUAGGCCUUCUUAACAACCGAGAUGGUUAUCUUUUCCAUUUGGAUAAGGAAAGAUAUGAUCUUCCUUGUCCUACAGACUACUGCAAAAAUGGGCUUAAACUUGUCUAUCAUUUGACUUGGACAUGUAAUAAUCUAAUCUUUUUUCCAUAUUUCAUAACUUUGCUUCCUAUGACAUUUGAUAUUAUUAUGCAUGGUGUAGCCAUUAAUUUCCAUACAAAUGUAGCUUCUUGCCAUGUACCUGUAGUAGUUGUUGUUGUCAAGUUUUUCGGACAAGUAAGCUUGUGAUCCUGAAAAUUAAAAUAAUUGCCACACGUCUGAAAGGAUAACUGAGUUGAAGAGAAGGUUUCUUGCCCUGUUUACCUUGGCAUAAGACAUGAAUUUUAUUUUUCUUUUUGUGUUUUAAUCUUAGACAUAGGAAAUUGAAAUCCAAUGAUUUUAGGUUCAAGGUAAACCUUUAACUGCAAGAUCUCUAAAGUAGAUGACUCAUUGGCUGUAAGAAAAAUGAAUUUUCAAAGAGCAUGAAUUCAAAACACACUCAAGACAAACAUACUCAAAAACAAUGCCUGUCAUAGGAUUUUAAACUAUUAUUGUGGGAAAAAGGGCCUUUAAAUAGUUAAAUUUGUAUUGAACCCUUUGUUUAAGAUACAUAUUUGGAAUCAUUGAACAAGGAAAAACUGAAAUCAAACUAUUGUUGAUUCAAUUAAACUUAAAAUCAUUUUAAACUCCUUCACGUGUAUUUUCAAAAAGACAAUAACAUGUCCAAUAACUGUUUUAUUAUUAUUUUUUGGUCGACAGAGGAGGAUGUUUUCCAAAAGGCUGUCACCAUUCACUACAAAUCACCUAUCUCAGGAAGUUGGUAGUCAUAAAGGUUACACUUUAGUGGGAAUUCCUGGUCAGUUUUAUCACCAACAAAUAGAAAACACAUUUAAAAAGGUCAGAAUAAUAUUGAAUAUUAAAUAUUUAAUAACUAUUUAUCAAUGAUUCUGUCAUCAUGGAAGAUGGAGUUCAGCUAGCUGACUUUCCAUAACUAGGUAUGAUUACCUAGUUUUCAUGAUGUGUUGUUGGAGUUCUAAUUAUUGUAAGCUGUUAACAUACCUGUGUUUAUGUUUUUUCUUUCUACAGUUGGCUAAGAUUUGGGAGGAAAAGAUACAAGUGUUUGUUGUUAUUCCAUCCUCAGAUGUUGAGGAGUAAGUUUUUUCACUCCUAGUCAUGACCAAAAAGACAUUUCUCCUUAAAAUAUUAAUUCCUUUUCAAUUAAAAAGAAGAUAAGUAAAAGUUAAAAGAUAUAUCUUUUAAAAUGGUGUAGCUAAUAAUUACUACAAGUUUGUAAAAUUUUUAUAAAAUGAUGAAUAUCACUAAUACUUGUGCUUCAUUCAUGGUGACAGAUAUAUGAUUGAGGCAUACAACAUCAGCAAGGUUCCUGCCAUUGUAGUGUUCAACUCUCAAGGUUGGUCCACAGAUUUGAUCUUCUUGUUGCCUUGUAGAUUUUGCACUAUGGGUACUAAUAUACAGCCAUCCACAGAAUGUCACUGUUUAUGAUUUAUCAAGAAGAGAAGUUACACUGUUAAAGAAAAAAAAGGACUUCAUCAUGUUUGUUUUAUUUUAAUGUUUUCCUUAGAGUGGAAAGAAAAAGGAAAGUCUUCAUUAGUUUUACAAAGUGUUCUUGAAGUAGAAGAGAGAAGACUUCAAGUUAUGCUGGUCACCCUACACAGCCAAGCUUACCAAUUGAAUCUGGUCAGUUUGUAAUUUUUUUAAGAACUUUUUUUUCUAUGCUAUGACAUGUGUAAUGCUCAGUUAUAUAGUAAUUUGGUAUUAUCAACUGAGUUGAGAAUGAAAAAUUGGCCACAGUUAAGACAUUCAAAGCUGACAUUUCAAGGGUUAGCCCUUCAUUCGCUCUGGCAAAGGGCUAACACUUGAAAGGUCAGCUAGGAAACUCUUAAUGAUGGCCAUUUUACAUUAUCAACUCAAUUGAUAAUACCAAAUUACCUUAUUACACUCUUCCACCAAUGCAUCACCACAGUUUCUUAAGAAACUUACCCUCUUUGCUUAGUUACUUACCUAAGUAUUAAACAACAGGAGAUUUAUUGAGAGAUAAGGCGUGCAGUCAUUGUUUCUUAACACACUUCUUUUACCUUCUUGACCCAGUAUGAGAUCAAAAAGUCUAUAUGAAUGUUAUUCUCUCUAGGAGGAGGGCUUGGCAGACAGAAAGAACUGGCUUGAAAUAAACCACCUUCUCCCCUACCCCCUCCCCUCUUCCUUGUCUCCUUUUUGGCUCCUUCCCCCUCUCCCUCUCUUGAGAGCCUUCUUGAUUCAGUCUACAAGUCAAUACAAUCUCUCUCUGUUGUUCUUGUGAUUAGUUUUUAGACUAAUAAUUAGGAAAUAAACUCCUUUGUCAGGUUCUUAAAGCCAGAAAACAGUACAGUGUUUGAACCACAGACUAGCUUAUGCUGAGAUUUAUAAUAUAAUCUUUGUAAUUGUGUUACUUUGAUAGGAUAAUUUCUUUGAUGAAGUGUUGGAGACAAAACAUCCACAGCUGCCCAUAGUGGUGUGUUUUUAUUCUCCAAGAAGUCCACGAACCCUUAAUUACUUGGAUGCUUUUCAUCGAUCAUAUGACACAUUCAUAAGAAUGAAACUCCCAGUGCGAUUUGCAAUGCUCAACAUCAUGAGUUACCCAGAAGGUAAUUAGUAUAAGUUACAAAUAUAUGGUUAAAAAAUAAGUAAUGUUGAUGAAGUCAGUCCUUACAGAGUUAAAUAAAUAGUGAAGACCCUUUAGCUUAUCCACACCCAUAAGCGAUCGUAACUUCUGUAAUGAAAUGUAACCUCUUCUUCUUAGAAACAUUCCCCUUUUUGGUAGAAGGGGGGGUUCUAUAUCCCGUCUUUCACCAACAACACUCAGAAGCUGUUGACACAUAACUUCUCCUUAUGAUAUCAAAACAAUAUCUUGUAAACAGGUGACAAGAAAAGACAAAUUUAUCAGCAAAAGGCUAUUAUCUUGAUGCAAUUCCAAAUUCUCCUCACUUGCUUAAAAGGAUGUGUGUAGCAGCCAGAAAAGAGAGUCACAGAUAACAUCUUGAGAUUCAAAGAUUGAAGAGAGUUUUGAGUGUAUCAGUAAACUCUAAUUGAUUAUCCUUUAAAUCCCAAGAUCUGAUUGUUAAUUCUUCCUUCUAGCUGUUACACAUUCCCUUUUAAAUUAGAGGCAAGAAUUUGGUGUUAGAUCAAGAGAACAACCUCUGGCUCUACCUGAUAUGUUUGAGUAUCUCAUUACCUGUUUGCUGUAUAAUGAAUGGAUAUUAUAGGGAGAAGGUACAUGUAAAUCACUUCUGGGAGUUAAAGGGUUAAACUAACAGAUAUCAAGUACAGCCUCAUGUUAGGAAUUCAAACCUUCUUUGUUAUCUUGAUAUGAAUUGUAAACUAAUGGAAUGUAUAUUCAUACAUGUCUGAUGUAAAAUUUAUUUGUAUUGUUCAGUUGUCCUGAGUGACUUUUCUUUGGCCUUUUUGCAUACACUGAUGAACUAAUCAAAAGUAAUAAUAGGGGUUAAUUAAUUUAUUGCAAAUCUUGGAAUUAUAAAAUUUUAUUGUCAUAUUAUCCAGUGAUAGCAAGAUACGUGAUUGCAUCAGAUGUGUACGCUGUCCCUUUUACCAUCGUUUUCUGGCAGGAAAGAGAAUCGACAUCACAGAGUAAGUUUUAAGUAACAUCUUCUCAUUCCCUGUUGCUUAUUGCUGUCUUUAGUUUUGCAUUUUGAAUAGGACCAUAUUUCUUUUGUAUAAAGCUGCAGAUGAAUAACUUUUCACAGUGCUCAGAAGACAUUGUGUAAUGUGCCUAAAUGUAAUAUUUUUAACUUGGUUACAAAAAUGUAUUUUUUCAACAGGGUUUAUAAUUAAACAACAAUUAUAUGACAAGGAUGUUCCCACUCCACUACUUCUUUAUGAAUUUCUGCAAACAUUGCCAGUUGUUGUGCUUCCCACUGCACCAGAUGAUGAUGAUGAUGAUGAUGAUGUUGAUGAAGUCUUUAAUCCAUGGAAGGAAAGUGAUGACGCUAAGGUUAAUAACACAAUUUGUUUCUAAAUUUUGUGUUUCUAUAUAUUAACCCUUUACACCCUAACAUCAGUAUGCAUAUUCUCCAUACUGUUCUCUAGACAUUUCCUGAAGCGCUGACAAGAGGAAUUUUUCUAAAAAUCCAUAGCAUUAAAAGUUGAUGUCUUUUCCUUAAUUCUCGUGACCUUAAUGUUUGAUUCAGGGGUGAUAUUGUAUGGAGAAAUUAGAAGCUGGUCACUCUUAGGGGUUAAAGGGUUAAGAGACUAAAUCUGUGAAAGGUUUGCAUGACGUUCAUUGGAGAUAGUUUAGCAGUUUGGCAGUGGCUGUUCAAAUUAGAUUAUUCUUUUGUGGUAUGUUUGUGUUAGAUUUUUAAUAUGGAAAAUAAGUUGGAAUUUUUUUUUUGGGAUCACACUUGAUAACUCAUAGAGAGACUUUUUUUUAAUAUGGAAAAUUAGUCUUUUUUUUUUGGGAUCACACUUGAUAACUCAUAGUAAAGUGGCUUUUGAUAUUAUAAAUAAACUACCAGACGCGUACAUGGGGGCCAUUCCAUGUUGAGCAUGAUAAAAUCGUAAGUGAGACAUGAAAAUCUCAUGAAGGCAUAUUCAGGGGAAGAUCCAGGGAUGUUGGAUAGGGAUUCAUUCACAACUGAUAUUCUGGGUCAACUAUCAUUGAAUCCGAAUGUCAUCGAAAACGUAUUUUCCAGAAAGUUUGCAACCUUGAUAUAUCAGAAGACAAGUGUGUCGAAGGAGAUAACAGCACUGUUACAGAUUUUGAGCACAAUAACGUUAUGUUUGGACCUCCUUUACCUCCACCUUCCUGGCAGACAAAGGUGAUCAUUAUCAUUGUUAUAACUAAAUUGUUCUCCUCCUUUCUAAUCUUGGUCUGAUAAUGCUUGUCGUGCAGUUUCCUACUAAGGAUUGUGUCGCAAACCAAAAUAACGCUACUUCCAUCCUAGACAUUUUAUGUGCUAUCAACUACCUGUACCUCCCAAAUUAGCCCAUGAAGAAGUUGUUGUACCCCAUUCUUUUGGAGUAAUUUUGAUUUAGUAAGUUUUCACUUAGGUUGUGUCGUUCUUCAACGAUUUCACCCGCAUGAAUACCAUUAGAAUUAGCUGUUACGAUGUUAUUGGUGUAAGCAGCUGUACCAUGGCUGCAUCAUCUCAGCCGAUCAGAAACAACCAGUCACGACUUGGUCACACGCGUUUUCCCGCGCUUCAGACCUGUAACGUGUAUUUGCUCUAUGCUCUGAUUGGUUCUUCGUGAUAUAUCUCUUCACUUUGAUUGGUCAUUAUAAUAACGCUUUUCACUUUGAUUGGUCAUUGCAAAAACGCUCUGUUUGUUUGGUCACAGCACCUUCUGCAGCCCUUUGCAUGACUACUACAAUCAUAUCUGUUUGAACGUGUUUCAUAGGCACAAGUUCAGAAGAAACAACAGAAAAAGCUUCAGUUUCAUUACGUGAAUGAUAAAACCUGGUCUUCUCUGGUUGAGCAAUCCGUUGGUCCAGUCAAGUCGUACACUGCCGCAGCUUUUCCAACCAUGCAAACUUCUCGUCUGUUUUCUGUAUCUUUGGUGAGUCAUCAGACAUUUAACCAGUGUAACAUACAUGUAGAAUACAUGUAGCCCUUUAUUUUAAUGAAACUGUUAAUUUACUCCUCCAGACCUCUGAUAUCCUACACGGAAACAACUAACGAAACUUGACGCGUGUUCAACCGCGCAAAACUUUUCGCGCGCUUUUACCCGCCAUUGUCACCUCUUACUUCGCUCAACAGACUAAGUAUGAAAAUACAAAGUGACUGACUUUGAUGUUAGGAAACAAUAAUUUAAUUAUUUAAGCGGAAUAAGAAAACUGAGUUUUGUCUUCGUAAGGAAUAAUUAGUUCUUCUGUGGAUUUCAUAUAGAUUGUGUUUCUUCAAGAGGGCUGCAGCUACUGCAAUCAGGUUUUACCAACAAUUGAACGAAUAUCAUCGGACGCCAAGUAUUUAGGUAUGUGUUAUAGUAUUAGAGCAAUUUUCCACUGAAUGUGGAAAGUAAUGCGGCAUUGCUCUGUUUUUGCCUUACUUCGCGCUGUGAUUGGUCCAGAAAACUCGCUACACUCAAUCAACCAAUCAGAUGGAAAACUAAGACCAAUCACGACUUGGUCGCCCGCGUUUUCCUGCGCUUGAGGCAAGUCGGAUUUUCUUUGAGUUCUCAUUGGCUCAUAGAGGUAUUUUCCUUUCUUCUGAUUGGCUUGUAUGAUUACUUUGGUUCGGUUUAACGACAUUCCGUCAAAAGAGAGUUUUUAAAAAGUAGAUAAGAAAACAAACUUUUGGGUAGAUGUUGUACAGCAUGCUUCAAGCGUAGCUUUGAGUAAUGAAAGUGGGAUUUUGGCUGAGACGCAAAAAUCGAUUAAAGAUAGAGAAGCCGAGUUCGCACUGUUUACUAGUCUUAUUGGGUUACUGCUACUUAGUAAGCUACAUAACUUGCACUUCUUUUCGUUCCAGGGGCGUCUGUGUUUGUACACAACUGUUCAACAGACCCUCUAACGUGUCAGCGGUAUGGCGUCACAGGUUUCCCAACGCUCACAGCUUUCCGCAGUCUGAGCUGGUCUGCAGUCGAGAGUUGUUCAAGUUCUCAUUCAACUUACAUCAGGCUGGACUACCACGGACCGAUAAUAGUGAGUCAUACCUUUACAGAGUGAUUGUUAACGUAGUAUUCACAUUGAUGAUUGAACGGGGCUGUCUUUUUUGCAGCCUCGGAAACAUAAAUAGCAUAAUACAGGCUCUUUGUCAGUGAAGAGAGCGAGAGACUAGCGCGCGAAACAUGGCAAGUAAGCGGACGAGGCGGUUGUGGUUGUCAAGGGAAAAGCUGUGUUUUUUUUGCAUUUUUUUUCGUGCUCCCGUUCACUUCGUGUACUUUUUUUUUUGCGCGCUCACAAUUUGCUCGUCGCAUCACUGACUGAGAGCGUAAAAGAGGCUAAAAGAUACUACACAUAACGAUGUAGAGGUGAAAAGUUAUUCCGUCGAUCCUUUUGUGGUUAGGCUCUAAUGAAAUAUAAAAUUCUCAUAAACUCUCUCAACCCUUUGAGAGUGAAAAGCAUUUAAAUUUUCCUCACAAGAUCACCCCUGAAUCAAACAUUAAGGUCACAAGAGUAAGGGAAAUGAUCACCAAUUAUUAAUAAAGCUCUUGAUUUUUAAACAAAUUCUCCUUGUCACCACCCUAGGAUUUGUGUAGAGAGCAGUACUGAGAAUAUGCAUACUGAUGUCAGGUGAGAAAGGGAUAAGGGCACUUUGGCGUGGUUCGCGCUGACAAAGAUGUAAAAUUGUACUCUCAAUAUUAGAAGCUGCGACAUGAGUCUAGGCUAUAUGUAAAAUUAGAUAUAGAAGUUUUCUUCUCUUUUAUUUUCAGGCAAAACUUGUACUUGAGUGGUUAUCCAACGUUAGUCAGCCGGCUGUGGAUAGAAGAUACUUAUUCGACUCCAUUCCUGAAAUGGUAUCUCUUUUAUUGCCUUUCUUUAAUUUAUAAGGAAGACACUGACAGCUUUAGCGUUUCAGUCUACGCCUCCUGGUGUCAUAACGAUUUUAAGGCACGUGGCGCUAGAAGUCACUCACAGCUUUACAGCAUCCAAAACAAUCCUAUGCCCCAUUCACACUAGAAGAACAUGUUUAGUUAACCAGCUUUAACUGAAUAAAAAAUUAGCAACAGAAAACUGAAGGACUAAAUGGGAUACAGGGCUCAAGGAAUCAAAACGUUUUCUAACCGUGUUUGACAAAACAGCUUUAAAACGUGUUUUAACUUUGGUGUGAAUGCGGUAUUAGUUCAUUGACGCUUAUCACAGAUGCCCUGAUAAUGCUAUUUUAAACAGUGUUCAAAACAUUUUCUAAACAGAAUUCCUCCUUUUGCUUAGUUUGCUGUAUCUAAAUUACUUUUGGCUCAAAAUACUUCUUUAACAGAUAUAGAGCUGUAAAACUUGCUGCUCUCUGAGCCAUUCAGGUGCAAAUAUACCAAAAUCAAAUGCGUUUUCUAGUUUACUCUCGAUCUUUUGAUGUUGAGCUCUGGUUGGUUUGUCACGUUAUAGUGCCAUUUUGAAUUGAGUGUGUAAAGUAAUCCGGGAUUGUCUUGGUUUAUACUCUGUGAUUGGCCCGGAAAAAAGUUGCUCCACUUCCUCGAGCAAUCAAAUACAGAGUUGAAGCCAAACGCGAUCUGGUGUUUAGCGUUUACCCGCCUUUCAGGAAGUUCAAAUGUUUUUGCUGUGACCUCAUUUGUUAUACUUUUUGUUGUUGGUUCUGAUUGGCUGUUGCGAUCUCUUUGGUUUUGCUUCUAGACGGUCGGUUUAAAAGCGCUCUAUAAGUACCUAUCGUUUGGCAGAAUGUGAAAUUUUUAGUUCGAAUUAAGUAGAGCGACCCCGACCCCCUCUGACGAAGGACUAACCCUUGAAUCACUCUGUAGAGGGGCUAACGCUCAAAACGUCAGCCUUUAAACUAUUUACGGUGGCCACUUUACGUUAUCAACUCAGUCGAUAAUAAUAAAUUACCCUGUUAUACCCUCCCACCGACGCAGCACCACAUUUUCUUCAGAAACUUACCCCCAUUAUUCGAUUGUGUUUCCUUUUCCUAAGGAUAUGGACGUCAGGUUGAUUGGCACGCUAUACACACGGACUCUUGCUCGCCGCUAUCUUGCCACAACUCUUGCCAACAAGUGGUACCCUUUUCACUGUUUUCAACUGGUUUGUGAGCUUCUGUAUGGUCGCGUACCUUGCUUUGCGAUUUACACCAGAGAUGUUGUUGAUGAUGGAAGGAAAACGAAAGCAAAAGAUCAAGAUCUUGUGCUAUCAAAGGUACACUCUAUUAUUUACACCAAUAGAUUGGCUGCUCCGUAAUAGCCAUAACUAGUCUAAGGCGGGUCAGUAUAAUUAACAAUGGUAAUAGGACCGAGGGGAGUCCAAUUCGGUUUGUAAUCACACGAGUGAUUAACAAAAUCGGACGACCGCGAAGCGGAAGUCCGCUUUUUUAAUCACGAGUAUGAUUACAGACAGAAUUGGACGGCACAAAGUCCCAUGACGCGUUCUGUCCACUUACACAGGCAUGACGUGUUAACUGUCCCUUUAACUGUCCUAUUACACUGUCCAAUUACAAGCAUGACACGCACACUGUCCUAUUAAUGCUCAAAUCAGGCUGGUGAUAACCAAUCACGUUCGAGAAUUUUGUUAUAAUUUUGAUUAAGAUUUAGGUAACUGACUAAACUGUCUAAGCUGACUGCCUAAACUAAAUUUUAUUAGUGUUGGGAAAGACUUACAAUCGAACAAGAAAUCGUUUGAAAAUCAUUGGGUAAAAUCUCUGAUAUUACAUUAGGAUUUGCAAAACAUCAUGGAGUGUUUUUCGGUUCUGUUUGUAAAAUAACGAAUUUUUUAUCACUGUUAUCCGGGUUUUUUUCGUGAAAUAAAAAGCAAAUUGAACUUUUAAACUUUUGGAACUCGGCUUCUCGUGCUAAGGGUUUUAAAACAACAUUCUCAUUUGGAUGUACAGGUAAAAGAGAAAAUUAAAACACUUUUUGAGACGUAAAAAAAUCAUGUAGAAAACUAUUUUAUUACUGCGGUACGGUUUGUUCGUAAAAUGCUUUUUUGGUUCUUUUCUCACGAAAAGAAAGACUUGCUUACGAUUUUAGGUCGACAGCGGAAGUUGACGAAAAUUUCGAACAAUUUUGCCAACAUCUUUUUGAUAGAAAACGCAUUUACGCAUGGAUAUCUUUUUCUUUGUUUUGUUCUGUUCUUUGUUGUCGUUGUUUUGUUUUGAUUUUCCAUAUUUGCUUUAGAACAUCUCUCACUUUUAUCGUUUGUUGUUAGCUUGAGCUUCAAAGAAGCGAUGGUGUUAAAGUAAAAGUUUUUCAGUUGGGUCAAAAUUUGGAAUCUUUGAUCAACAAUCAAAGGGACACCAGACUGCACAUGUUUCACGACACUCACAGGUUGGUGCCGUCCAAUUUACUUUCUCACAAGUGAGAUUAAAGCGGAAUUUCUCCUUACAAUCUCGAUACAUUUUAAAGCAAAAGGGAGACGAGAAGAAUGUAAAAUAUCAUCAAGGGAAUAUCGUUUCAUUCAACGCUAAAAUCUCGGUACUAAAAAUUUUAAAUAAUGGAGGAUAGACAUUACUGAGAAUAUAUAUUUGGCUCUUGGGAAUGAAAGGGUUGAAUUCAUGUAGACAUUUUCAUAAUUUUUAAAUAUAUUCUGUCCAGAUAAUACGAAUUCAUGGCAUGGUGUUAAGAGCGCUCGUUGACGUCAGUGUUGCGCGACUACUCCCCCCCCCCCCCCCCCACGGAUCUGACUUAGUUUAUAAGGGUUCGUGCAAGAGGUUCUAGCAGUGCACUUUGACUCUGAUACUGACACUGCAGUGGCAGAUCCAGCAUACCCUUAGGGGUAUAACAUCAACAUUCUUUCAAUGACAGAACCGUAAUAACCAAUACGGCGGCUGUUUUGUGUUUUUCAUGUGUGUAACCGCGAGUGAAGUUGAGGUAAGGGGAUGAAGGUUGGUCGAGAAGUAAUUUUAGACUCUCCCCCCCCCCCCCCACCCUUUCAGCGAUGAUUUUUCCUUGACCCGACCCUCCACUGACUGUAUUUCUUUCUAGGACCACCCUUACCUUUAAUAACACCUUUUCUGGAUUAGGAUUCUUAAAUUCAUACAUUUACAGAUACGAAAUGCCCAAGAACUUCAAAUGUGAAUACAACCACAAAAUAUGCACAGAUAUUGCUUUGCGCUUUGUUCAAGAUCACCGAAGACUUCCAGUUCUUCAUAUGACCUCAGCUGCAUUUCACACCAAGUUGGGGUAAGUAUGUAAAACACUUUCAGUUUAGACUCGAAAGUUAUUUGAGACUGCUUUGCUUUUUUGCUCUGUGAUUGGUCCAGAAAACUCGCGCCACUCUCUCAGCCAAUGAGAUGCAAAACUAAAACCAAUCACAACUUGGUCGCCCGCGUUUUAGAUUGUUUGGUUGUUUUUACUUUGAGUUCCGCGAAUUUGGAGAUGCAAAAUCAAAAGCAGUCCUGAAUUUGUCACCCAAGUUUUCCCAAGGGUUGGUAAAUGUGAUGUCACCCGUUGCUCUGAUAAGCGGUUGGUGGGUUGCCAUAAUGGAAAGGAUAUAGUCAGGAAAAAUUAUUUUAGGAGUGCGGUUUACGCUUGACUGGCUGGGGCUUUUGAGUUAGCCCUGUACACCCUAACAUCAGCACUUAUAUUCUCCAUACUGUUCUUUAUACAUUUCCUAAGGUGCUAAGAAGGAGAAUUUGUUGAACAAUCAAGAGCUUCUUUAGCUGUUGAUCAUUUCCUCGUGUGUUUUGAUUCUGGGGCGAUAUUAUAAGGAGAAGUUAGAUGUUAAUCACUCACGGGUCACAGGGUUGGGGCUGUUGAUGUCGGAAAGGUCGGAGUGGGUGCAGAAGUUUUAUUGAGAAUAACCUUCGCAAAAGCAAAGACUAUUUUCAAACUUGAUUUUUUUUUCAUCAGAGUGGGGGGACGUUUGUGAAUUCAGUCCGUCAUUUCGAUAGCUCCUUUAAUAGUGGGUAUUUUCUUUCCUUUCAGAUCUGAAGAGAAUGCGAACUUCGAACCUUAUGCACACAACUUGCCCAUACUGUUCGCACUGGCACACAAGAACAACGUAUCGAAAGACAGCUCGUUUUAUAAGGUGAGGAAACUUAACGACCAAAGAAUCUCGUUACCAUGCUUGCUAUGCCGUUCGUCAAUAGCUCAGUCUCCCUGGUAAUGUCACUUGCAGCCGAUGUUGGGUUAUGUCACGCAAUGCACAUUGCCGGACCAUGGGAAGAGAACACCUUGCGUGACUACGCCGAUCAACGGCUGCGAAGAAGAACACAUCUUUCUUAUUUUUUUGUUUGCGUGUUUUUUUCAGGAGCUCCUAGAAUCAGCUUACACAUUGUACAAUGAAAUGGUGUUUGUGACUUUGGAUAUAGACGAGUUUGCGCACUGGGCGAGUCGUUUUGUACCUCGAGAUUACCAUGCCAAGCAUGCUUUUGGUAAGACGCCUCUUUCCUUCUCUGAGUUUGAGUCUUUGUGGCUUGACUUGGCUUAGCUCAGCUCAGUAUUUAUUCAGACGAAGUUUGAAAAUGAAUGGACGAAACAAAACUAAGUUAUCUCUUCGACAUGUACUUACUUUUACUCAUAGACUGUUUUCGUUUUAAUGACACUCUUUCGAGAUGCGCUCCACUGCAAUAUUUCAUAGCUUGUGAACCUGCGGGCAGGAUCUCGUCAGCUUGUGAACAGGCUCUAGUUGGAAGGGCCGAGAAAGAACUGUCCUCUAUCCUCUAGCAAAGUAGUCGGUGGGGUGGGGGUGGAGGGGGGGGUCAUAAGGAGAGCCCUCACCCUCCUAGCUUCAAACCCAUCACUUCCCCCUCUCAGACUGUUUUUUGCCGCCUUUCUCUACGCCCCAUCUUCGGCUUAAGAUUUAUUAGGUCAAAGGAUAGUUUCUGCUUCGUGACUUAUUUCUUGUGCGAGUAUGAUUUUUUUCUUUUUUCUCCUUACUCAGGAAGACAAGCUGAGAACGUCCCCCCCUUGUACCACUAUCCUCGGCUAUGUAUCAUUCAACACGACGAUCAUCAACAUGCCGCUUUUUAUCCUCCUAUCGAAGAGCUACAUGGUAUGGGGACUAGAAUCCAGGCGCGGCUCAAUCAGAUAACUUCCCAGCAGAUUAUAAAGUUUGCUCAGGAUUACCUAAAGGAUCCUUCGGCGUUAAUUGUAAAAACAGAAUAUUUUUAAAUUUAAUUGAUAUAGGACGAUUUUGAAAUACAGUGGAACUUCUUUUUAUAACACCUUUUUCAGGGGCAUCCCUAUUCAAGGAAAAGAACCUGUGAUCCCGAUUGUAAAAAUGUUCUCAUAGCUUUAGAAAGAGACAUCUUAAAUUCAGGGAACUAUUUUUGUAGUACCAAGGGUGCCCCCCUGAAUUGAGAUUAUUCGGUAUAUGUUAACUCUAUACAGGGGAUUUUUUUAUGGUCCUAGGGGUGCCCCUGAAAGUAGGUUCCACUUUAGCCUCAGGUAAAUUAUAAUGGCUAGGUUAUAAAAGUAUUGCUGAAACUUUACUCCUCUUCUGUGUAGUUUCAAUCUCAUGUACUUUCUUUAGGCAAUAUUCAAAGGACAAUUUUUUUUGCACAAAGCACACGCAAUGUAAAUAACCAAACAAUUCUGCUACUCCUUGUGAAACAAGAUAUUUAUUUUUAUACGUAUUUAUUCAAGACGUAGCUUUAGUGGUU
This is a messenger RNA of Pocillopora meandrina, 13498 nucleotides long. NCBI's taxonomy places the organism in Eukaryota, Metazoa, Cnidaria, Anthozoa, Scleractinia, Pocilloporidae. The record is from the annotation of a GenBank genome assembly.